AUGUGGCAUGAUACUGGUAUCAGGUGUUCUGUUUCAUUUAUCAUUAAUAGUUUCUUCUUUUCUAUCAACCUAUUGUUAAUUAACUUUCCCUCCCCCAAGUCUCCAAAUUUUCAGGGAAACCUUCUUUCAGCAGGGUUGCUGUUCUUGAGCAGCAAUUUCACCUUGGUCCAGGUUGAGAUUUACUCUGGAAGACCACACCAAAUCCGCAUUCAUCUUUCUUUCAUUGGACACCCAAUGAUAGAAUAUGCUGAACUUGAAGCGUGGAAAACUGGCGAUCCUCUUUAUGUCGCCGGUGGGCAGCCAAAGUGUUUUGAUCCUGAGGUCAUGGAUGAAAGUUUUGCUCAUGUUGGAGGGUAUCAGAGACUUGAAAAUCCUGUUCCUGGAGACUGUGGAUACCACUUGCAUGCGCAUCGUUUAAUUUUCCCUCACCCAUCAUGA
This is a messenger RNA of Fraxinus pennsylvanica, 438 nucleotides long. The record is from the annotation of a GenBank genome assembly. NCBI's taxonomy places the organism in Eukaryota, Viridiplantae, Streptophyta, Magnoliopsida, Lamiales, Oleaceae.